This is a messenger RNA of Racocetra persica, 262 nucleotides long. The record is from the annotation of a GenBank genome assembly. NCBI's taxonomy places the organism in Eukaryota, Fungi, Glomeromycota, Glomeromycetes, Diversisporales, Gigasporaceae.
AUGUCUGACUUCAACUUACCUGCUUCUUUAACUCUCGAUUCCACUUCUUCAAUAUCUAAUCCUAUGUUUUUAGAAGUUCUCGAUCCUGUUUCUUCAGAAAUUCCCGAUUCUAUUUCUUCAAUUUUUGAUCUUCCAGAGGAAAACCUUUAUAAAAGUUACUCAGAAAAUGAUCCUAUCAAUAAUGUACUUGACGAUGAAACCUGCGUUUGUGAAAUAUGUUCUAACAUUCCUAACAUUAAGAAACCCAGUCAAUGGGGUCCAG